Molecule: messenger RNA, 375 nt
Organism: Ostreococcus lucimarinus CCE9901
Lineage: Eukaryota; Viridiplantae; Chlorophyta; Mamiellophyceae; Mamiellales; Bathycoccaceae
Exons: 1
Source: RefSeq, a predicted model, not a curated record
CCGGCGGUGGACGCGCUGCGACACAACGCGGGGAAGGAGUACGAGGAAUUGUUGGAGGAGAUGCUCGCGGCGGAGGGGAUACCGUUCGUGACGGAGCGGGAUUUACGCGCGGACGGACACGCGCGGACGCCGGAUAUCAAACUCGAGGUGCCGAUCGCCGUGCGCGGGCGAAUAGUGAAUUGGAUAGACUCCAAGGCGUCGUUCAGCGAUCCUUUGGUGCACGUGGAGAAGGGCGUGGAACAGUUUCAGGGAUACGUCAACAGAUUCGGGCCCGGAAUGGUGAUUUAUUGGCACGGCAUCGUGGACGAGUUGAACGACGAUCCCAACGUCUUGCUCGUCGACGCGUUUCCUCACUCGAGCGACAUCGUCAAGCUU